This is a messenger RNA of Hypoxylon trugodes, 3540 nucleotides long. RefSeq lists its product as uncharacterized. The record is from RefSeq and is a predicted model, not a curated record. NCBI's taxonomy places the organism in Eukaryota, Fungi, Ascomycota, Sordariomycetes, Xylariales, Hypoxylaceae. The transcript has 4 exons. The coding region runs from base 147 to 3398 and encodes 1083 amino acids.
CCCUCAUCUCUGCCUUCAUACUGACCAUCCCAUAUAUAAGCCUCUCGUUCAACGGCCAUCACAAUUCAACUUGAUUCUAUACCAUCGGCAACAUUUUUUCUUUCCUUUUUCUUUACUUUCAUUCACUAAUAUAUUAAUUAGUCACCAUGAGAUCAAGGUGGCUUCUCCCCCUUUUAGCGGGAGCUAAUGUUCUCGCCCUGCCCGGGAAGAGAUAUUACCUCCAAAGCAAUGAUACCAUUGCUUCUAAUACCACAAGCUCCUCUCCGGCUGGUGUAUAUGUCAACAACGGGCAGACUACAUCCACAACGACCACCGCUCCGGCUGUCGUACUUACAGCAAGCACCGUCUCGACCACAUCUACUUCUACGGCUACCGCAACAUAUGAGUACCCGUCCGACAAACUUGGUCCCGUAGCUACUCUCUUGCCUGCUAUUCCUCAUGACCAUGAUGGAAGUGACAUUACCCACCUUACUCCUAAGGACUCCGGUUCUGGUUCUGCCAUGCAUUAUGCUCAAGAAAGCACCCCGGGUUCUGCCGGAAUCUACGCCGUUGCUGUUCCCCGAUGGACUGCCCCAUCCGUUGUUUUGGAUCACUCGUCUCUUGUCGUGAGCGUCAGUGUCACUGCAUCGGGAGAUCUUCUUAUCACAUUCAGUGACAAGUAUGCUCUUGAACACGCUUCCUCCACUUGGACUCACGAAACCAUCGUCUUCGUCACCUACACCGAAAAUUGUGGUGAUUAUGAACUUGGCCAACGCUGCUACUUCAGUGCCAACAUCGUCAUUUUCGACAUUGAGACUCUUACUGCCACCGCUACUGGUCAGGCUAAGGCUAUCGAAGAAUUAGUUACCGACGUGAACCUAGCAUGGGGAAGCUAUGGAAAGCAACCCGUCGCCUACGGCACAGCAAGUGCUUCUACGGCGAGCCCUUCUGCCACUGGCUCCGGCUCAGACUCCCCCUCAUCCACAUACUACUCUGUUUCCCCAUCGGCGACCACUACUUGUGUCCCACCAGUGGAUACCAAGUACGGCCUCCCCACUGCUUGCCUUGGUCCUUACUUCGAUGAUACUCUAGAUGAGGACCUUGGCUACCUAGAGGCGGGUAACUUCUCCUACGGUGCUCUCGUUGAGGGUAUCCUAUUUGACGAUGAGGAUGAGUACCAAAACCAGAAGCGAACGAUCCUCGGCAGCCUUUCCUCAGGAGCCUCCAAGCUCGCGAACGCUGCCAAGGAAAAGAUCAAGAGCGGUGCUGCUUCUGCCAAGAAUGCUGCUAAGAGUGCUAGCAAGAGUCUCGCAAAGGUUGCUACCACUGUGUACUCCGCUGGGAAGGCUGCUUAUGAGGUCGGCCGUAACAUUGUUACUGGUCAACCCAACAAGUUCGAGAAGGACUUCGACAAGCUCAUUCUCCCUAAGGCUGCUAAGGAGUGCAAUGAUGCCAAGACUGCCGACGAGAAGAAGAAGUUGGAGAAUGCCUGCAAACCUAAGGGUGGUGCCAAGAUCGUCGAGAGUCCUUGGGGUGACGCUAUCUUGAUCAAGACCAUCGGCUCGCUCCCGUCCUCCACUGACCUCCGACCCGCUGGAAGCAAGAAGCAGACUACUGUUACCAAGGGUAAUUUCAUCAGCUUCUACUGUGUCAAGUGCGGUCUUACCGGUUCAUUGAAGACUAACGGUAACAUCACCAUCGUCGUUACCAAAGGUAUUACUGAUGGUCACUUCGUUGCUGAUUUGAACCUUAACCUCGGUGUUGGUCUCGGUGUUCACGCCGAGUACUACCGUGAAGAUUCCUUCAGGAACAACCUCUACGAUAUCCCGAUCACCCCCUUCACCAUCGGCUUUGCUUCUAUCGGCCCCGUUUUAUCUAUCGGUACCGAGCUCAAGUUCAGCGUCAACAUGACUGGUAGCGCUCUUGCUCGUGCUGAUAUCAGCCUUGCCCGCGCUCAAUACCACUACGACUGGACUAAGGGUGGUGCUACAUCCACUGGUUUCACUCCUCAGUUCAAGCCCACUUUCGAAGCUGAAGGCCAAAUGGAACUUGCUGUCCAAUUCGGUGUCCCAGUCGGUCUAGAACUUGCCGUCACUACCUUCAACGGUUGCGAGAAGUGCAAGGGUGCCGUCGGUUUCGAGACCAUCCCGUCUAUCAAGGCUGCCGCAGCUGUCGCUGUUCAGGCCAGUUAUAACGCCACUGACAAGACCUGGGAUAGCGGCCUAAAGCCCCUUAACAACUGCUCUGGUAUUUCUACCACUCUCAGUGUUAAGAACGAUCUCAACGCUUUCUACAAUGGUUUCGGCCUUGUCAAGGGUAGCAAGAGCUUAGUCAACGGUACUGACCACGUCAUUGCUUCAUACUGUAUCGGAAACAAGACUGAUGGUACCAACAAGGGUGUUAUCGGGCUUCAAAGCCGACUUGCCAUCUCCGAAGAAGCCUACGCCAAGCUUGCCGAACGUGACUCGGUCAACUCUACCAGCAACGGUACUCAACUCUACGACUUGACCGAAUACGUCGUCGAGAACAGCACCGCUGACCUCGGAUUCACCGGUCUCGAGCUUCCCGACGUCCCCUACAACCUCGAUGACAGCGAACUUGAGGGCUACUGGUACAGCACCCUUAGCUUGAACGGUUCCGCCGGAGAAUACACUCUUGCGGUUUGCGACGACGGCAACCUAUACGUCCAGAAGAACGGUACUCAGAACUCGCUUCCUUACUACGACACUUGCAACACUCUCUGGUCUGGAUUCGAGGACGUCGUCUUGACUACCCCUAACAGCGGUGUUCUCCACUACUACAACAACACCAUGUCCAAGGUCGGUGUCAGUCGUUUGCGUGCCGCUGACGAGGAGAGUAUACCUGCUACUUCCGUCUAUGUUGCUCUUGCUCCCUUCUACUAUACCGACGACGAGAGCGACGACGCCCCUAGCAUGCUCGCCGCUAUUGACCCCAACAACGACAUCUUCUUCCCCGUAGUCUGCACAUACAAGAACACGACCGCAGGCGCCAAAGUGUACCUCGUCAACGAGGACGUCGACGCCGGUCUCGCGAUGCUCAAGUCCCCGGAUAUCGAGUACAGUAUCACCAACGGUGAGGUCGACGAAUGCUACGUUCUCUUCCUCGAAGUCACCGACCGCGUCGAUGGCGGAUGGGCCGAGUACGACGACGACGCUGAGGAAGAAUACGAUGAGAGCCCCAUCGAGCUCGAGUUCGAUGAUUCGCUUGUUGAUGAUGAGGGUGAUCUGACGCUUAGCAGCAACAACACUCUCCCCUACCAGGAUGAGGAGAUGGUCGAUGACUUCGAUGCGGUUUUCGAAGAGGAUGAUGAGGCUGAAGAUUGGGAUCAGGACUCGGAUUAUGAAGAUACUUUUGGUGACUACUACGAUGUCAUCGAUGAUGAUGAGGAUAGCUCUUAAGCGAUUAAUUUUUCCAGGGAUGGGAUUUGUUGAUUGAGUCAAGGAAAAGUUGGCUCAAAUACAUGACUAAUUAGAAGUAUCUACGAUUCUUGUAUGUUUAUUGUACGAAUAAGCACUUAAAAUAGGGGGAAAGCGGGAUUCG